Messenger RNA from Stomoxys calcitrans (stable fly), 5610 nucleotides. RefSeq lists its product as uncharacterized. NCBI's taxonomy places the organism in Eukaryota, Metazoa, Arthropoda, Insecta, Diptera, Muscidae. Bases 1 to 5610 code for a protein of 1869 amino acids. Gene Ontology annotation, molecular function: zinc ion binding; nucleic acid binding. The record is from RefSeq and is a predicted model, not a curated record. The transcript has 3 exons. Gene Ontology annotation, biological process: DNA integration.
AUGGCGAACUUACAAGGGGAUUUUAUCUUCGAUUCAGACGACUUGGUCAUGUUUUGUGCCGACUUCGAUAAUAGGCCGGAGACCGACCACACCGACUCUUCAUUAGUGGUUGCGUUGCAGGAUUUGCAUGAAAGGUGGACGAAUGUCCAGGCGUCUUAUAGGAAGAUUUUCACUACCAAGGACGAGGAAUUCUCUAGCGAUUUCGUGUCCUCGGCUAGGGAGAAGUACAGGGUUUGCACUUCGAGUUUUCACUCCUGCAAGGCCAGGAUGAUGGAUUUACAGAAAGCUUUUUUACCUAUUCCGGGCUCCUCGCGUAUUUCAUUUCCCCUCGAGACUUCUGACUCCCCCUCGAAUUUCAGUGCCAUCAAAGUUCCCCCCUGUGACACGCAAGAAUUCGAAGGCAGCUAUGAAGAGUGGCCCUCAUUUCGUGACAUAUUUACGGCUGUAUAUAUUAAUCACCAUAAAUUAUCCCCCGUUCAAAAACUCUAUCACCUUCGUCUCAAGGUAAAGGGUCCGGCCGCAGGAAUUGUGCGGAAGUAUCAAUUAUGCGCAGAGAAUUUCGAAUUGGCAUGGGAGGCAUUGCGUUCUAGAUAUGAGAAUAAAAGGAUUUUGGUCGACAACCAAUUGAAGGUUCUCCUGAACCUCAAAUCCAUUACUUCAGAGAGCAGUGACUCUUUGCAGCGGAUCCAGACUACAAUCAACGAUUGUCUUGCGGCGCUAAGGACUCAAGACAUAUCCACUCGCGACUGGGACCCUCUCCUGGUUUAUCUAUGCUCCACCAAGUUGCCUCAUGAGACUCUGUCGUUGUGGGAACAAUCUCUUAAGUCUCACAGAGAACUUCCGAAAUGGGCAGAAAUGGAUAGAUUUUUGUCGGACAGAUACGAGGUGGUGGAGAGAUUGAAUAGUAUACACGGAACAAGAGGCAGUUCGAUGAAGGGACUCGAGGUGAACGCAUUCACUAACACUGAGAGUAAAUCUCCGGUUGUUUGCAAACUUUGCAAUGCGAAUGCUCACUCACUUAAGAAUUGCACCAAAUUUCGUGAUCUUAGUCCUAGCUCUCGAAACAAGUUUGUCUCUCAGAACCGCAUGUGUUUGAACUGUCUUUCCUAUCGGCACGUGCGGAAGGAUUGCCAAAGCAGUAAUAAACCCCAGACUGCGGCUUCUCGCCAGGACUCGGUGGUUCAGUCCUGCAGUACAGACCUAGUGGGUGUUGAUACGCAACAGUCAUCGGAUGAAUCCUCCUCGCCAGCUACCGAUCCUGCAGCCGUUUCAGUGGCUCAGACAUCCUCACAUUUCUCCUCUUACAACGCGGAGUCUUCCCAGGAGAAUACUAUACUGCCGACCGCGAUGGUCACAAUCAGCCAUAACGGUGAUACCUUCAAGGCAAGGGCCUUUUUGGACCAAGGCUCCGAGAAGUCGUUUAUUUCCAGGAACCUUCAACAGAGUCUGUCUCUUCCGACCGAGCGUAGGCAUUUUCAGAUUCUUGGCAUGGGUGGGCAGGUUAUUGCAAAUUCGAAUUCCUCGUGCAAAGUUCCCCUCUUUUCGGAGACCCAUGACAAGUUGAUCGAUAUUCACGCCAUUGUGGUACCCAAGAUAACUCGUCUCCUACCCAGUUUCUUCCUCCCAGACCCAGGGGUUUCCUUGGACGGGCUGGACGGAUUAGAGUUAGCGGAUCCCAACUUCCGUACACCGGGACAUGUUGACUUGCUUCUGGGAAGUAAUGUGAUUCCUAACAUUCUUCUUGAGGGCGUCAAGAAGGUUUGCGAGUCCCUUGUUGCUCAAGCGACAAUUUUUGGAUGGGUCAUCAGCGGACCUGUCACCAUUCAGACUGUUACGUCUUUUUCUAUCCAGGCGAAUGAAAUCUCGGGUGACCCCGUUGGCCAGCAACUUAGAAUGUUCUGGGAGCAGGAGGAGGUCCCUGAGACGCGUCAUGUGUCGUUGGAAGAUGAGUACUGCGAGUCCUUAUAUGAACGAACCACGGUUCGUGACUCCGAUGGGCGCUAUGUCGUCCGACUUCCAUUCAGGAAGGAAUACCGACAGGAAUCUCCCUUGGGACGCUCGAGAUCUCAGGCACUGAUCCAGUACGUUCGAUUGGAACGCUCUUUAAGACACAAACCGGAAAUUGAGAGGAUGUAUAACGAGGUCCUACAGGGGUACUCCCGUUUGAAUCACAUGAGGAUGACAAAUUCUCAGGAGCUUCAUGACCGAUGCUCGUUCGGUUCAUUUUAUUUACCGCAUCACGCGGUGUUGAAGCCUGAGAGCCGAAGUACCAAAGUUCGGGUUGUAUUCAAUGCUUCGAGAAGAACCAGCUCAGGAAAAUCUCUCAAUGACGUUUUGUACACUGGACCCACCCUUCAAUCCGAUCUCAUGACAUUGAUUUUGCGCUGGCGUCUAUACAAAUACGUUUUUACUGGUGACAUCGAAAAGAUGUAUCGCCAGAUAUUAGUGCACGAGGACGACAUCGAGUUUCAGCGUAUACUCUUUCGUCCAUACCCAGCAAGUCCCAUCAGGGAUUAUGCUCUUAAGACUGUGACCUUCGGGGUUAAUUGCGCCCCUUAUCUGGCAAUUAGGACUCUUAUACAAUUGGCCCAGGAUUCUGCUGAGUCGUUCCCUCAGGCAGCAGAUAUCAUCAGAAAGGAGACUUAUGUAGAUGAUGUGUUAUCAGGCGCCCAUGACCCUGCAUCCGCUAUCGACUCACUAAGACAGUUAAUUGAAAUGCUUAAGUCGGGUGGUUUCCCAUUUAAGAAGAUUACUUCAAACUUCCCACAAAUUCUGAAUUCCGUCCCCUCGGAGAAUGUCUUAGACUCAAAGUUCUUGAAGUUUCACGAGACCAGUGACACCAAGACUUUAGGGAUUCAAUGGAAUGCUCUAGAAGAUAAGUUCUCCUAUCGCAUUGAUCCGCCCCCGAAAACACUGUCCAUUACUAAACGUCAAAUUCUCUCUAAAGUUUCCAAACUUUUUGACCCCGCUGGUUGGAUAUCGCCUAUUAUAAUUCAGGCAAAAAUCAUGCUACAACUGUUAUGGCUUGAAGGCACGCAAUGGGAUGAAGACGUCAAACCCGAGAUUUUGUUUAAAUGGAACAAUUUCGUUGACGGGUUGCAUCAAAUACCACUUAUUACGAUACCACGUUGGGUUGCUUUCGCGCCACUUCAAAACACCCAAAUCCAUGGGUUUUGUGACGCCUCCGAGAAAGCGUUUUGUGCGGUAAUUUACAUCAGAAUAGUCUGCCCGAAUUCAGUUCAGACGAACCUUCUUGUAUCUAAGACAAGGGUUGCUCCCAUAGAUCCCAUUAGCCUUCCACGAUUAGAGCUUUGCGGAGCCGUUUUAUUGUCCCAACUGACCAGGCAUGUACUAUCAGAGCUCCCACUUCACAAUUUUGACCUUUAUCUCUGGAGUGACUCCUCUAUCACAUUAAGCUGGCUGGCAAAACCACCGUGCACUUGGAAGACUUAUAUUGCCAAUAGAGUGGCAAAGAUUAUUCGAAAUGUCGGAAAUUGUGCAUGGGGGCAUGUGCGCUCUCAUGAUAACCCCGCCGAUCUCGGCUCCAGGGGAUGCUCUCCUAAUGAGCUCUGUAGCAAUUCCUUAUGGUGGCAUGGACCCGCUUGGUUGAAAGAGCCAUCAGAGGAUUGGCCCAAAUCUAUAAUGCUGGACCCAAAUCCUCCGGAAAUGAGAAAGAUCGAGGUAUUUCACACCUUUGAGGAGGAUGGGGAUAUUUUGGAAAGGUUUUCUAGAUGGGAUAAAGCGAUUAGGGUCAUGGCAUAUGCUAUGCGUUUUUACAGGAACGUAAGGAAAGGCUACCGCCAAGGAAAAGGUUACGCUUCGCGGGAAAUCUCUAACCCAGAAUUCACAGAGACAAAGAAUAUCCUCAUUCGCAUGACGCAAAGGAUUUUUUACACGGCAGAAUAUUCCUCUCUUGAGCAUAACCGACAAAUCCCCAAACGAAGUACCCUUUAUACGUUGAACCCAAUUUUAGACCCCAAUGGGCUUAUUCGAGCUAACGGGCGCAUUGCGAAUGCUGCACUACCGUACAAUGAACGCCAUCCCAUAAUACUGCCCGUGGCCUCAAACUAUUGCAAACUCUUUGUGCGUUUUAUUCACGAUUUUCUCUUGCACGCUGAACAUAACCUAAUGAUGCGAACUAUUCGUGAGGAGUAUUAUGUAGCAAGAUUACGAUCUGCAAUUAAGAAAUGUAUACGCAACUGUAAAACUUGCACUCUUUACAAGCAAAAAGUCCGAAACCAAAUAAUGGCUGCUCUUCCCACUGAACGAAGCUCAUUUUCUCUGCCCUUCUCGUAUACUGGUCUGGACUUUGCAGGACCAUUCUCGAUAAAAACGUCAUCGUUGAGACAAGCACCGUAUCAAAAGGGGUACGUGUGCGUUUUCGUCUGCUUCAGCACGAAGGCAAUACAUUUGGAACUAUGCUCUAGUUUGUCCGCUGAGUCCUUUCUGGCAGCGUUCGCUAGGUUUGUUGGGCGAAGGGGGCUUCCGCAAAAGAUUAUGUCCGAUAAUGGAACUAACUUUGUUGGGGCGGAGCGAAAACUGCGUUGCGAAUAUGACGAAUUCAUAAGAUUGGCCGCUCAAGAUGUCAGCAACAAAUACACCCCUCAGGGUGUCCACUGGACAUUUAUACCCCCAAACGCACCCCACAUGGGUGGAUUAUGGGAAGCAGGCGUCAAGUCCUUUAAGAUGCAUUUUAAGAAAGUGACUCAGAAUCAGAAAUACACGUUCGAAGAAUUUGCAACCCUGCUAGUGAGGAUUGAAUCCGUCCUAAACUCUCGUCCCCUCUCUCCCAUAACGGAUAACUCAUCCGAAUUAUUAGCUCUAACCCCUGGCCACUUUCUACGGGGUGCACCACUGGUGGCAGUGCCGGAAGUCGCAGCGGAGAAUUUGUCGUUGCCAGACCGUUGGGAGCGAUUAAAAGUCCAACAACACCAGUUCGCGCGUCGCUGGAAGGACGAGUAUUUGAAAGAGUUACAACACCGCUAUAAAUGGCAAGUUCCGAAGGAGAAUGUGGAGGUUGGACAACUGGUAGUCGUCAAGGAAGACCAGCUCCCACCUUGCGAGUGGAUGCUUGGGCGAAUUACGAAGACACAUCUGGCCGGCGACGGGGCGCCCACUAACAUUCGCCAAUGCCUUUUGUGUGAGCGAUACCACUCAUUAAGAUUUUGCAGGGAAUUCUUGAAUAUGGAUGUUGGUCGUCGGCGCAGAGAAGUGAGGCGGCUAGGGUACUGUCUGAACUGCUUGGCUCGCUCCCACAAAUCUUGGGAAUGUACGUCUGAGGUCGCCUGCCGAGAGUGCGGAGGGGAGCACCAUACACUAUUACAUAUUGAGCCGUUGCCUCGCCUCACCUUGGCUCAAAUGGACAAGGGACGGGUUGCAGCCGACUUAAGCCGUCUAAUAAAAAACCGGCAGUCCACCGAGCAACGCGGGAGACAUGGAGAAUCUAAGACAAAGGAACGCUCAGGUGAUAGAAGUAGACAUGAUCGCAGGCACAAACAGACGAACCGAAAUCCAAAAGUCCCAGCCAGUCGCCAAAAUGUCUCACAGCCCCGCAAAAUAUUGGAAACGGCUAUGAAAGCCCUGCAACGACUUCAAGAUGCCCUCGUGUGA